Molecule: messenger RNA, 1937 nt
Organism: Actinia tenebrosa (Australian red waratah sea anemone)
Lineage: Eukaryota; Metazoa; Cnidaria; Anthozoa; Actiniaria; Actiniidae
Product: regulator of microtubule dynamics protein 1
Cellular component (GO): spindle microtubule; mitotic spindle pole; mitochondrion
Molecular function (GO): microtubule binding
Source: RefSeq, a predicted model, not a curated record
UGGCGGCCAACAUAAUACAACAUUUUGCCAAGCGUCAAAAAAAUCCAGUUUUCGCUUUUAUUCGUCAAGUUUAUUUGUUUGGAAGAAGGAAAAACACGUAUAAGAGUCAUAGUAAGAUUUUUCUUUCUUGGACAAGGUUGCAAAGUAAAAACUGGUAUUUUAUGUUCCCUGCUCCACCACUGGUUGCAUUCAGCUUAUUUGGAGCCACAUCAAAAGUUGAAUCGAAAAAGGAAGUCAGCGAUGAAGAACUGGCCAUCAUUGAAUCUGACAGACUCUUUGAUACCAAUGAAAUAAAUGACUUGUACAAGCUACUGUCUAAAUACCGAGAGAGUAAAAAUGCAGAUAUUUUGUGGAAGUUGGCUAGAGCUGCAAGGAAUAAAGCUGAGUUGUGUAAGAAUUAUGAUGAUAAAAAAGCAUUCACUUUUGAAGCCUUGGAUUUUGCUAAACGAUCAGUUGAAUUGGAUGACAGCAACUUUGCUUGCCAUAAAUGGUAUGGGAUAACUCUGAGUAAUGCAGGAGACUUUGAAGGAACCAAGGUUAAGAUACAGAAUGCCUACAAAAUAAGAGAUGAAUUUCAGAGAGCAAUAGAGCUCAACUCCACAGAUCCUACGUGUAGAUAUUUAUUAGGUCUAUGGUGUUUCACAUUUGCUGAUAUGCCUUGGUAUCAACACAAGAUCGCAGCUGCCAUCUUCUCAACCCCGCCAUCUUCAACAUAUCGAGAGGCACUUGAUCAUUUUGAAAUGGCUGAAUCACUUCAGGCAGAUUUCUUCUCCAAGAAUCACCUGAUGAUCGGUAAAACAAAUCUGAGGCUGAAAAAGAAAGAAGAAGCAAAAAUAUGGCUGAGCAAAGCUGCCAACUGCAUAUGUAAAACUGUAGAUGACGAACAGGCCAAAGCAGAAGCCGAGGAGCUGUUAAAGACCAUCUAAGCGUAACUUUAUUUAUCAUUUUACUUAUCUUUACAUUUAAUUUCUACUAUUAGUUAUAAAUGGGUUUAAGUAUAUUAUCUUUCUUGCUAAAUUCAUACAAUUUCAGUGAAAAAAUAAAUCGUUCAUGGAUCACUACUCAUACGACUCAAUCAGACGGUCAGUCAUUCAAAAGGUCGGACAAUCGGUCGGUCAGUCAGACAGUCGGCCAUAAGGUCGGACAAUCGGUCGGUCAGUAAGACAGUCGGCCAAAAGGUCGGACAAUCGGUCGGUCAGUAAGACAGUCGGCCAAAAGGUCGGACAAUCGGUCGGUCAGUAAGACAGUCGGCCAAAAGGUUGGACAAUCGGUCAGUCAGUAAGGCAGUCCGCCAAAAGGUCGGACAAUCGGUCGGUCAGUAAGACAGUCGGUCAAAGAGUCGGACAAUGGGUCGGUCAGUAAGACAGUCGGUCAAAGAGUCGGACAAUGGGUCAGUCAGUAAGACAGUCGGUCCAUUUUAUUGUGUUUAUUGAUAACCUACCGGGGGAAAAAAAAAAAUGUUAUAAAUACGCGAGGAACUGAACACUGUCGUGAGGGUUUUUGAUUUAGCGCGCGGGGUUCCUGUGUACGCAAAAAGCGCGCGAAAAAGUUGUCUCACGGCGCUCGCGCCCGCGCCGCUUUAGGUGACGUCGCGGACACGGUUCAUCGAUGGCACACUCCACGGCUGGAAACCGAGCUACGACCCGUCAAUUAUAACUUGACCUGCGAAGUGUUCUCCGCGAAGAGAAUCAAUUGCAAACAUUCCAAGAGUUUGUAAGCUUUUCAAGAAGAAGCGAGAAAGUUGAAGAGUGAAGAACUAGAGGUUUUGAGUAGUGAGAUGAAGCGCUUGAAGGAUAGCUUUCAGUGACUAUGUUUGACGAUGUCAUACCUGACAGUUCAACUUAUCUCCAUCUUUAUAAGAGAUUUAGAUAUUAUUGCGGUUUAUUAUGGGUUGUGUUGUAAAGGCGGUCGUUCAAAAUAAACAAACUAUCACAACC